CAUCAAAGGUCCUUUAGCAACUAGGAUCCAGUGUCUGCCACCGUCCGCUAGAGCCCGGAUACGUGAACGGACGACGCUGCUGCAGCACUUGCUUCCCGCCGAUGAUGAAAAUCUGCUGUCACUGACUGGUUCUGGAUUGACACCCAUCCUCUCCACUCAGCCAUGCAGAGCGAUGUCAAUACUACUGAGGAGCUGGAAUUUCGCAUUCCACACAAGCGGCGGAAAGCCAGCAACUUGAUGUCAGACACUACAAUGGGUAUACAAGGUGAAGAAUAUGACGAGGUCAAUAAUUCCGAGUAUGAUUAUGAAGCAGAAUAUGAAAACGCAAGCAUCAUUUCGGAUGUCUCUUACUCUGGAGAACAGCUGCCAACGCUCACAGAAGUUCUCAGCUAUUGCCAGGCAAUGUACGAAAUGGUCCUCAGACUGGAUAAGAAGAUGGAUUUACUCCAGAGGAAGGUAUCUGAGAUGUACCAUGUCCGGAUGAAGCCACAUUUCAAGUCUAGACAAGUUAGCUUACACCCUAGAGGUGCUCAGCCCCUACCCCAAGGUCAUUUUAGGUUACAGAAACUAAACCAAAGAAUCCCAAGCUCACUGAUCCUACAGCGUCCAAGAAACACCCCAAGCCAUCCACGGAAGCCUGAUGAGCAGAGAAGACUGUGCCAUCAGAGCACCACAGGUCCUUCACUAUCUCCUCCAAUAGAACGUGAACAGACUUUUUACAGAUCAAGUCCUCCUCUGCCCACCAUUGUAUCUACCCAUUCUUUGCAGUCACUCAUCACUGUAUCAGAUGAAGAGAACAGAGAAGUAAAAAUUGAAACCUUGCCUGAGAGCACUUGUUCUCCUCCACCAGUCAUCACUGCACCUCUUGCAACUUCAUCAAUGGGUCAAAAAACGACAGGGGCAACUAUUGCAGAGAUUGAGCCAUUGUUAGUGCCAUGCAUCCCUGUGCAAAAAAAUAUUACCAGUGAAGAACAACCUUCAUCCUCUGUUCAGCUGGUUCCAGUAUAUGAGUUUCUUGGAGAUCCAAGUAGGAAUAUCCAAGUCCCAGGCAGCGUCUUGAUGAAAGCAAAACAGAAAACACAGGCAAAGUAUGCAGCCCGGUACUUGGUUCGUGCCUUGUUCAGUAAAGAGGCGUUGAGCAGCGCUAGUGGAAAAAGCGUCCAAGGAUUGAUGGCACUUGAUGCCAACAAGGUUGUUGCAAUAAGAGAAUUUCUAGCAUCUGAAUUCCCUGAAUGUGAUGUUGGCGAAAAUGGAAAAGACUGGAAAACCUGUGUCACAAAUGUUAAUGCCAUGAUUCGAUGUUUGCAUUUAGAAGCAAAGAAAAGUACAGUCAAUGUCUAUCCUAAAGCUACACCACAAGUUCCUGAUGACUCCAUUUGCUUGGAUUCUGAUGAUGCGACGGAAGAGGACAACGCGGUGGAAGUUCCAGAUGAUGUCCACGCUGUACCUCCUAAUACUCUAAAGAAACAGAAGGAUAACAGGUCAUCUUCAGCUCAGAAAAUGAGAUUGUCUGGAAAACAGAAAGCCUCAGACCCUAUAGAACAUUUUGGUGAAGCCUGGAGAAACGUGCAGUUACCAUUCUCAGUCAUAUAUAUUGGCAAAGGAAAGUCUCGUCCAGAACUCUCUGCGAGGUAUUUGAUUAGGCAUCUCUUCCCGGAAGAAAUUCUUGUGAAGAGCAAUGUUUAUGGGAAUGUGGAACGUGGUGUUCUUCCAUUAGACUCCAACAGAAUUGCUGCUUUAAGAGACUUCCUACAACAGAAUUACCCAGCGUUUGAUCUGAAGGAAAAUGGUCAAGACUGGAAAGCGUGUGUGGCUGCGAUCAAUAGUACCAUCCGAAGCCUUCGUCAUGAUCAGAAAAAAGCAUCAUUGCAAACUCGGAAAAGGACCUCUCUUGGCAUUAUGGAUCAUUUAUUUUGACAGCCUGAAGUAGCCAUCUGAUGCUGAAGCUGUCCAGCAUGAUUUGGUUGCUGUCCAUAAAUUUCUGGUUGGUGCCGAGAUGUGCCUUUGUCUACUGAGAUAUUUUUCUACUGACACAGUUUUACUGACUACUUUGAAAUACUACCCAAUACAUAAUGUGGAAAUGUACUUUCAUUUAUAGUUUUACAGAAAAUAUGUCUAUGAUUUGUAUUGUGGUUAUGUUAAUUUUAUUAUCCCCCGCCUAUAGAAUUGUUCCAGUUAAACAUGUUUGAUUCUCCUUUAUUUUGUACUAGCAGAAGGACCCUGCUUUGCACGGGUAUAUAUCAUCUAUUUCAGGCAUGCUCAACCUGCAGCCCUCUAGCUGUUGUAAAACUACAACUCCCACAAUACCCUGCU
This is a messenger RNA of Bufo gargarizans (Asiatic toad), 2313 nucleotides long. RefSeq names its product BEN domain containing 2 (gene BEND2). The record is from RefSeq and is a predicted model, not a curated record. Gene Ontology annotation, molecular function: DNA binding. The coding region runs from base 163 to 1917 and encodes 584 amino acids. Lineage: Eukaryota; Metazoa; Chordata; Amphibia; Anura; Bufonidae. The transcript is spliced from 11 exons.